AUGGAUUCCUUAAGAUCAGGACACGGAGGCAUACAGAUGCUACUAACAGCAGAACAAGAGGCUCAGCAUAUUAUUUCUAGCGCCAGAAACUUAAGGACGGUUCGAUUGAAGCAAGCGAAAGACGAAGCAGAUCAGGAAAUGGCACUUUACCGCUCUAACAUGGAAGCUGACCACCAAAAUAGAAAAUCCCAGACGAGCUCUGAAUCCAUUGCCAAACAGCUUGAAGAGGAAACCCAGAUUAGGAUCCAAAGCUUGAAGGAAUCUGCCUUGAAAGUCUCACCAGAUGUCGUUGCCAUGCUGCUCAACUAUGUUACAACCGUUAAAAAUUAA
This is a messenger RNA of Humulus lupulus (European hop), 330 nucleotides long. Its product is annotated as V-type proton ATPase subunit G3-like. The transcript has 3 exons. Gene Ontology annotation, cellular component: vacuolar proton-transporting V-type ATPase complex. Gene Ontology annotation, molecular function: proton-transporting ATPase activity, rotational mechanism. Bases 1 to 330 code for a protein of 109 amino acids. The record is from RefSeq and is a predicted model, not a curated record. Lineage: Eukaryota; Viridiplantae; Streptophyta; Magnoliopsida; Rosales; Cannabaceae. Gene Ontology annotation, biological process: proton transmembrane transport.